CGCGUCGGUUGGCAAACCCGCGAUAUGGCCUCGUCGCCUUGCGAAGUGACGAAACGCGAGCUCAACCUCGUCCAGGCAUCUAUAGACUGAGACCGCCGAUAUCGGCUCAACACUGCUUGCAUAGGUACCUUAGUAUUCGCCGCCAUGACCAACAAGACCACUCAACCUCCCAUCCAGACGCAGGGGCCAACAACCCCCCCAACAACAACCGCAGCAGCAAAGGAAACCACCUUCCGCUCCUUCAGCCGCGCCCAAGGCGCCAGCUACGCGCAGCACCGCCUCGACUACCACCCGCGCCUCUACCAGCUCGUGCUCGACCACCACAACGCCACGGGGGGCCGCCUCGACACCCUGCUCGACGUCGGCUGCGGGCCGGGCACGGCCGUGCGCACGCUGGCGCCGCAUUUUGCGCACGCCCUCGGGAUCGACCCGUCCGAGGGCAUGAUUGCUACCGCGCGGUCGCUGGGCGGCUACUGCUGUUCUGGUUCUGGUUCUACCCCGGAAAAGAAGGAACCGAUUCGCUUCGAGGUCUCGACUGUUGAGGAGUUAGAGAUGGGGAUCUCGCGUGACGGUACUGGUAUCCAAGAGGGCAGCGUCGAUCUGCUAGUAGCAGCAACCGCGGCGCACUGGUUCGACAUGUCUGUCUUCUGGCCGCUGGCGGCGCGCCUGCUCCGUCCGGGGGGAACGGUGGCGCUGUGGACGGGCGGGCGUAUCCUUGUGGAUGCGGAUCAGCGGUGCGGGUCGGUGCCGAAUAAUAAUGCCAAGGCGAUUCAGGUGGCGUUGGACAGGUUUGAUGCGGCGGUAGAUGAGUAUUUCUUGCCGGGGAACAGGAUGGUGUCGAAUCUGUAUGCUGAUUUGCAGCUGCCGUGGAUGCUUGAGCGGCCGGUCGCGGAGUUUGAGAGGGAUGGGUUUGUAAGGAAGCUGUGGGAUAAUGGUACGACUAGUAGUGGUGGUGGUACUGAGGAUGGAGAGAAGGGGGAGGGUUAUAUCAAGGAGUUCUAUACUGGCGACCAGAAGGGGGCCGAUGUGGAGGUGUUGGUCAAGAUUCUUGCGACUACGAGUCCGUAUAUACGCUGGCGCGAGGCCAACGCGGACGCGGUGGAUACGGAUAAAGAUCCGCUGCAGGUUAUGAGGAGGGAGAUUGAACUUGCGCUGGAACAAGGCGGCGUUGGUGGUGGCAAGCGGCUGGUGAAGGGGGGUGUGGCGGGUGUCUUGUUGAUGGUGAAGAAGAGGGCGCAGGCCGCGGAGUAAGGGGCCGCCUGUGGAUGUGUCGGUUAUGGUGUCUCGGUUGAGAAGGCAGCGACUUCUUGUUCCUUCCGACUGUCAUGGCGCAUUUCUCCUUAAGCGCGGGGCAGGCUUCAAGUUGGUGCAAAGCAAUGCGGAACUGACCCUGAAGGCCCCAAAUGGGAAAUGAAGGGACCAUGAGCACACAAUGGCGCGGUUCCAUGGUGAGCAGAUGGUCCAUUUUAGCCAUAGGCAGAAUGUAUAGUAGCAUACGAGGUCUUUCGCCCCUCUCAAUCAAUCAGCGUUCUCAUAUAA
Molecule: messenger RNA, 1539 nt
Organism: Chaetomium strumarium
Lineage: Eukaryota; Fungi; Ascomycota; Sordariomycetes; Sordariales; Chaetomiaceae
Product: S-adenosyl-L-methionine-dependent methyltransferase
Exons: 2
Coding region: 145-1251 (368 amino acids)
Molecular function (GO): S-adenosylmethionine-dependent methyltransferase activity
Source: RefSeq, a predicted model, not a curated record